AUGUUGAAGUAUGGUCUUGAUCCUCUGGACUACGUCUGUCAUUGGUUCCGCUCAGGUAUGUGGAGAAGAAACUACUCAGAUGGACUCGUUCCAGUCAGAGGUUGUAGGUUCUGGCCAGAGACAAAUGCUCCGGAUGUGCAUGUUCCUCCUGAGAAAGAAAAACCAGGGGAAGAAGCAGCUGAAGAAGGCCAAGAACCUGGAAACGAAACGAAGAAGAAGAAGAAGAAGCUCACAAAGCAGAGAAGACAAGGAAAAAGGGUGUUAAUGAGUCUCCAACAAAGAAGCAGCGGAAAGAGAAACAGAGGAUUAUGCAUUGCGGAGUUUGUGGUGAGGCUAAUCACAAUUCAAGGCAUCAUGCGAAGGAUAAGGAUGCUCCAAGGUUGA
Molecule: messenger RNA, 384 nt
Organism: Microthlaspi erraticum
Lineage: Eukaryota; Viridiplantae; Streptophyta; Magnoliopsida; Brassicales; Brassicaceae
Source: the annotation of a GenBank genome assembly